AUGGGCGGCAGCGCGAUGAACGUCAAGACCGAGGGGCCGCCAUCUGCCAAGGCGCCUCGUCGACCAGGUGCUGCGGGAGCAGCGUCUGCAUCCACGGCGUCUCCCGCGGGGAAGACCGCCCCCAACAGGGCCGCCGAGCCCCGCCCCUACUUGACGAACAGCGGCGUGGACGCCUACAUGGAUGAGCUGACCGAGGCGCCCUCGAAGUGCGGCCGCAAUGAUUGCCCCAACACUCUUGCCAAGGCUGGUGACAACGAGGAGUUCCGCUGCAAGGAGUGGGGUAACUACAGCUUCGAGUGGAAGAAGGUCUACUUCCCUGCGGGACCCGCGUGCUGGCUCUGCGGGCCAGUGUGCAACACCUUCGCUUUCGUCGGAAACCCCGCAGCGGUCAUCGACAAGUGCAAUGAGGACCCGAGCUUUGCGGAGGUGUUUGUCGCCGCCGUGCGGUCUAGCCAGCACCGCGCCUUCUUCUACUCCAGCGACGUGUACCGCAACCAGUCGCACUUCACCAGGGUUUCGAAGCGCAAGCGUGGACUCACUGCCGCAGAGUUCGAG
Molecule: messenger RNA, 555 nt
Organism: Prorocentrum cordatum
Lineage: Eukaryota; Dinophyceae; Prorocentrales; Prorocentraceae
Source: the annotation of a GenBank genome assembly